AUGAUCGUGGCUUCAAAACAUUCUCGCCCGGACCAGUGGCCCUCAGUUCGUCUCGCGCCGCUAGCCACUGUUAACUCCGGCACCUCCAGAUUGGCAUCGAGGCCAAGCCAAAUGGAUGUCCGUUACCUUUUAAACCCAGAAGUAACCCCAGAGUCCGAGCAUGGGUCUAGGUUCGCUGGGCAUCUGGAAGUCGUUUGCUCCCCCAUCGCGCCGUCUUCGCAGUCUUCAUCCCCGGGAGCAACAUUCGGGCGCACGCCGCUCCCUGACGUGGCACCGGCUGUAUUGACAGGCUCGACGAGUUCGCCUGACGUUCCUAUUUCUGGAUUAGAUCACCUCGCGAUGGCUGCAUCUAUGAGAAAGCCAUCACCAAAGCACCACAUGCAAGCUGGAAGCUACUCGGUGCCAGCUAAAAAGGUGACGAGAACAUAUAUCGAGGAGGUUUUGACAGAACGGGGCCAAUCAAUGACGUCGCAUGACAUCUACAAGGCUAUAAUUGUCAUCCCGAAUGUAAAGCUCGCGCCCCAGAGCGUGCGUAAGGAACUGUCUCGCUUUACGUCGUCGUUUGAACCCCUCCGGGAUUCGACAUGGGCGCUGAAGAGCUGGGGAUUGUCGGCUUGUAGAAUGUCGCGCAGAUUUGGCACUGGCGGGGGCACAAAGGAGGCGAGGCAAAGACGGGCGGCCAGGAAAUAA
This is a messenger RNA of Pseudogymnoascus destructans, 690 nucleotides long. RefSeq lists its product as uncharacterized. The record is from RefSeq and is a predicted model, not a curated record. The transcript has a single exon. The coding region runs from base 1 to 690 and encodes 229 amino acids. NCBI's taxonomy places the organism in Eukaryota, Fungi, Ascomycota, Leotiomycetes, Thelebolales, Thelebolaceae.